Sphenostylis stenocarpa is the source of this 654-nucleotide messenger RNA. NCBI's taxonomy places the organism in Eukaryota, Viridiplantae, Streptophyta, Magnoliopsida, Fabales, Fabaceae. The record is from the annotation of a GenBank genome assembly.
AUGAGAAGGAGCGCUGUGUUUCAGCAGAAAUACUAUGCUGAUGAUGGCAUAUGGAUGGAGACUCAAGCUCAGCAGCAGAGCUAUACCUGCCACGAAGAGUCUUGGAGCUCUGAUAACAAUUACCACAAACGAUUCCCAGCCAGGCACAUGAACAAACUUGGUGCUUUUGCUAUGGACUCUGACCUCUCAAUGUCUAAGCAGCAUCAUGGAAAGUUAGGAGCCAUGCACAUGAACAGGCUUGGUGCUUCUGGUAUGGAUUCUGAGAUCUCAAUGUCAAAGCAGCUUGGCAAGUUAGGAGGAAGCUAUGGCAUGUUUCAAGAAGACAUGCACAUGCACAGUGACCAUGGUUUUGGACUUGGUUAUGCGCAUCAUGGGGGUGGCAGAAAAUCCCCUUUGAAAGGUAAUAACUCCUCUUAUCAUGCUUUAAACGGUGGUGGUGGUUCCAAGUUCAAUUCUGGUGUGAAUCAUGAGUAUUCCUCGAAGGAAACCGAUUGUGAGGAGGUCUAUACAGAGGAACAUGUUGGUACAGUCACUGCUAAGGUGGAGGAAACGAGAUAUCAGCAACAAAACUGGGGUGGGGAUACUUGCUACAUCAGUCCCUAUAACAGGAACAAGAUUACGAACAUAAACUGGUGGACACCAAAUGGGUUCUAA